CUGGAUUGCCUUCUGACCAUUUUCCCGUGGUUUUCGAAGUUAAUGCUUCGCUAAAAUUAAAAGAUUCCCCCAAAAGACUCUGCUACGAUCUUAAAAAUGCAGAUUCCACAUCUUUAAAUAACGUGUUGUCUUUGUUACCACUCAGCGCUGGGGUUGAAUCAAUAAAUUCUCAAGCCAUACUAGACAAUGCAUGGAGAUUAUGGUGUUCUUUAGUCUUAACUGCUGUUGACUCGCACAUUUCAAAAUUUUUAUCAAAAGGUAAAAAUCGACCACCCUGGAUAAAGAAAGAUCUCGCAAAUGAAAUUGAGAAGAAAAAGACUUUGUGGAAACGUGUAAGAAAUUCUACAAGUAAAAGCCUUAAAGAAAAGUUUAGGAAAAUGAGACAGUCGAUAAAAAACUGGAUUCGUCGUGAAAGAAGGGCUUAUUUAAUUGAUAUUGCAAAUCAAGCUACCACUAAUCCAAAACGCUUUUGGUCUUUUUAUUCAUUUAAGAAUAAAAAGAAACCUAUUCCAGACAAAAUAAACUAUAAGGGCGUUUCGUUGACGGAUGACAGUGUUCGAGCUGAGGCAUUUAAUGACUAUUUCAAAUCAAUUUAUAAAGAACAUUCAAAUUGUUUAUUCCCGUUCACUGAUCCUGCAAUCUCUGGUGACCCUAGCAAGCUAGAACUAAUUCAAACAUCAAACGUAGAGGUUUUGCUUAUCCUAAAUUCAUUAGAUACUUCUAAAGCCACUGGACCUGAUAACUUGUCUACAGCAAUUCUAAAAAACUGUGCAGAAUCAUUGAGUCCCUCGUUGACGGUUUUCAUAAAUACUUCACUAAAAACAGGCCUUAUUAUAUCAGAUUGGAAACGAGCAAAUGUUCCUCCAGUUGACAAAAAAGGCCCUCAUGUGGACGUGACUAAUUUUAGACCUAUAUCACUUCUAUCUAUUGUUUCGAAAAUUCAAGAAAAGUGUGUUGUUCGUGUUUUCCUUCCCUUUGUGAUAAAAAAGAAUCCACUCCAUGCAGUAUGGCUUUCAACCAGGGUCAUCAUGUGCUAGCCAAUUACUUGAAGUUUUGCAUAAGAUAGCAAAAUCACUCGAGAAAGGUUCUGAAGUGGACAUUGUAUAUCUAGAUUUCUCGAAAGCUUUCGACUCUGUCUGUUAUGCUAAGCUCCUCUGGAAGUUACAAAAUACAGGUAUUGAUGGAUCUCUGUUGCACUGGUUUGGAAACUACCUUAUUGGACGGCAACAACGUGUAGUGGUAAAUGGUUCCUAUUGUUCCUGGGCUGAUGUUAGGUCUGGUGUCCCUCAGGGAUCGGUCUUCGGGCCCAUGUUGUUUCUUCUUUAUGUGAAUGACUUGCCUGAGGUGGCUGAAAACUCAGAUUUUGCCAUGUUUGCAGACGAUUCAAAGUGUUUUAAAUCUAUUACAUCUGUUCAAGACUGUUUUGAUCUUCAAUCUGAUUUGAAUAAAAUAUGUUGCUGGUCUCGCGAAAACGAAUUGGAUUUCCAACCGAAAAAAGUGAAUUUCUGA
Paramuricea clavata is the source of this 1509-nucleotide messenger RNA. The record is from the annotation of a GenBank genome assembly. Lineage: Eukaryota; Metazoa; Cnidaria; Anthozoa; Malacalcyonacea; Plexauridae.